GCAUCUCUGGCCUGAGGGAAUAAUGUAAUUUUACCAGUAACAGUGCAAGCACCAUGGGAUGAUGUGUAAGUUAUAGUUGCACAAGACGGGCACCCAGCCAUCAGAGUGACAGCGAGGGGCUUUCCCGCUCAGGCUGGCCGGAAGCCAGGUGCCUCCCACGCUUAGAUCAUGGCUGCCCCGAGCUGUUACGCGCUUUGUGGCUAAUAUGAAGCCCCGCCGCUCCGGACAUGCAGAAGCAGAGCAGCCCCGGGUUCCUCCGGUGUAUCUCUAGCAAUCAGGCGGGACAUGCACGCCCUGCUGUCGUCCGAGUUUGAUGAAGGGACCCCCGACCGAAGCAGGCCGGGGCCUGGGAGUGCGAGCGAGAGAGACCCGGGCCUGUCUUGGAUCCAACAAACCCAGCAGCAGGUGCGGGACUGCCCAAGCCUCACUCUGGUUCUGCAGGAACCGGUACCCGUACUGGUGCUGGCUGUGCUGCGCUACUUAGGGCCCCCCGGAAGGCGACAUACGUUCUGCUAUGAUCUGUGCCUGUGGGACGGGGCCCAUGGGGGGCUAUGGCAUCUGCACUCACACCUCAACUAUCUGGUCCAACGCAAUAUUGUGCGCAGCGGGGCCCGGGUCACAAUCAGCCGCUGCUCCUACACGUACAGUGAGAAGAGCCUGGGCAGCGGCUUCGUGUGUGUGGAGGAGCUGGAAGUUAGCGAGGAACUGCUCGCACAGCCUAAUGCUGCACUACUGACUGCCAGCCAACAGCCUAAUGCUGCACUACUGUCUGCCAGCCAACAGCUACCGCUGCUAGGGGGGAGGAAACAUUAUCUGCCGCUGUGGAAUAACGAAGACCCCUAUGGAGACACUUGGAACAGCCCUAAAUUGGCAGAUGAUCAAGUCAGUAUUGAUGUGACCAAACUAACUUCGUUACAGCGAUUGGAAGUGCAAUGGAGGACAAGAAGGUCUUUGCCUCCAUUAUUGGUACGGAUUAUGUACAAAUCCAGACUUCGUUAUUUUGGGAAACCAGAAAAAAAAGUUGACAUUCCAUAUCAGGCCUAUUUUGAGGUUGCCGAUUACUCAGGAAUGAUGUCAGUGGUUUUGUGGAAUGAACUGUGUCCAGAAUGGUAUAAUACUCUGCAGGUGGGCAGUGUAAUUCUGCUUCAGCAGUACGCUGUAAAGCCAAGUUACCAGAGCAGGACACUCCCGACUCCGGGGGACUCGCAGGUGAAGAGGCUGCCUUCUGUAGAAAUAAGCCUCAAUGCCCGAGAUCCACCUUCCACUAUUACUGUUAUCAAGGAGAAGCUUGUUAAGCCUGAGUGGAGGUUACCGGAUGUGAAAUAUCACUUUGUCACAAGAAUGGAACUUAAUGACCUUCCGCAUAACAAAGUCUGUGAUGUGAUUGGUCUUGUCACCUAUGUUGGAAGAUGUGAACGGAAAAGACAAAAAGAUGACAGAGAAGACUUUUGGGUACAUCGCUGGGUUCAAAUGAUUGAUUCAAGUAUAGACCAGCCAUUUCUCAUUGAAAUAUUUGCCACCUCGCAACCUGACAUAUUUGAACAUAUACACCCAAUGUCGUACUUGGUGUGUACGCAAAUGAGAGUGGUUCGGGAAUGUCCAGAUGAUAGCUCUUUGACUCCAUAUCUCACAACAUCUAAUGAAAGCCAGGUAUUCAUAUCUGGGUAUCACAAAGGCCAGCCGUACAUCAGGGAUCCCAAAGUUCAACAUUUCAUAGAAUGGACGAAGACACAGAGUGAAGCUGAUCUUAGGAAGAAAACAGUAAUAGGUGGUUAUCAUCCAUAUCCAAUAACCCCAGAUACCUUCCCAAAGUAUUGCAAAGAUAACACAGCUGGAGAAAUUCUAAAGUUAUUCAGUGAAUUAAAGGAAACCAUUUCACAGCUUAAUUACAGAGAGCGAAAACGUGUUGCAAUUCAGGGCACUAUUGCUGCUAUAAAAUAUGUAGGCUGUCAUGGUUCUGCUGAAGAUACCUCUAAACAGGACCCAGUGCUGCUUCCUUUGCUGGAGAGUUCUGUAUCCAUUUCAACUGAAGAGGCUUUAGAGGUACAGCAUGAGACCCGGCUAGAACAGGAUGAAUGCUCUGAUGCCCAGCUCCAAUUAGGAGAAGAGAAACAAGCUUCACAUGAAGAAAUUAUUCAUCUGAGCCCAAUAAAAAGAAGGAAAAAAGACCAACUUGAAGUAAACCAUUCUUUGCAGGAAAUAAUGCAAGAUCAAGAGAAGCCAGCUGAGGAACUUCAGUCCACUGAAGGAGUUUCUGAUAAAGAAACCGAAUACCACGGAUUCUCUUGGGAAAGUAGUCUAUGGUCAGAAGUCAAGCAUUCCAUAGAAGAACACCUACAUUAUUCCAAUGUAGAUUUGGAAAGUAUUCCCCGCAAAUUUGAUUAUGCUCAAAAGGAAAUACUUAUGGAGCAAUAUAAUCUUCAUCCAGCUAAAAUGUCACAAUUUCCUCAUCCCCAAGGGCAAAUUGAGGAGUUUAAGCCUGCCAGUAACCUUGGUCACUAUAAAUUGACUAUACUCGGCAUAAAUCGAAAGGCAGCAAUAGAUGUUGUGUCUUUGCCUGUUUUGUGCUCCAAUGACUCAUAUGGAUUGGGCAUGAAUUUUCUUGCCCAGAAGACUGGUGGGGCUGAUAAUUUCUGUGAGAACGUAAAUUUUAUGGAGCAAAACAGGUUUUCACUUCAAGGUGAUGUUUUGAAAUUUGUGAAUGCCAAAGGCAGGCUACGUGUCAUUUGCAUCUUAGACAUCUGUCACCUGGGAGAGAACAGAAUUGAAGUUUACCUCAACAGAGUUUAUAACCUCACUAGUCCUGAAACAGAACCAGCCUCAUAACACCAGUAGAUUAUUUCCCCCUUAUUUUUGGACAGUUUUAUUUAUAGAAUGCAAUUUAUUGUGUUUUUUAAACUUUGUGUAAAUAAAAUACCUUUUUAAAAUAUUUUUUUUAAUAUUUUAAAACAAGUUGUUUUACAUGUACAUAUGUAACAGAGGUAUGUGGUUUUGGUCUUUUUUUUAAGGAUUGCGUCCAUUUGUCAUACCUGCUUUGUUUUAUUUAAAUAAGACAAAAAAUUACUGUUACAAUGUGUCUGUUAAUAUUGUAAUGAUGAUAAUUAAGUGGAAACCUAUUUUGUUGGUGUUUGUGCGCGUGUUUGUUUGUGAUCCUGACAGGUAAUCAUUUUCUGCAAUGCUCUGUUGUAUAUAUAGUAUUCUGUAAAAUCAUUCUGGCAUCUCUUUGCUACAUUCCUGUGGACUCCAUCUUACUAUCAUGCUGGAGAAAGACUGAGGAAAAGACACUGUUUACAUUAGUCAGUAAAUGUUACCUAAAAACAUUGUGUAAUAUUAAAGGAAAACUGUGACCCCAGAAUAAAUACACAACAAAACAAAUAGUUUAUUUCAUAUUAAA
This is a messenger RNA of Xenopus tropicalis (tropical clawed frog), 3394 nucleotides long. RefSeq names its product RPA1 related single stranded DNA binding protein, X-linked (gene radx). The record is from RefSeq and is a predicted model, not a curated record. The transcript has 14 exons. NCBI's taxonomy places the organism in Eukaryota, Metazoa, Chordata, Amphibia, Anura, Pipidae. The coding region runs from base 286 to 2826 and encodes 846 amino acids. Gene Ontology annotation, molecular function: single-stranded DNA binding.